Talaromyces rugulosus is the source of this 684-nucleotide messenger RNA. RefSeq lists its product as uncharacterized. The transcript has 5 exons. The record is from RefSeq and is a predicted model, not a curated record. NCBI's taxonomy places the organism in Eukaryota, Fungi, Ascomycota, Eurotiomycetes, Eurotiales, Trichocomaceae. The coding region runs from base 1 to 684 and encodes 227 amino acids.
AUGUUCAAAUAUUCUUUACCGUUGCUUGCCCAGCUUGGCUGUGCUGGUCUCACCCUGGCAGCACCCGAGUCGACGAUUACUGUUCCGUGGGUUGGAUACCAAGGAGAUUACUUCAAUGGCUACGAGGGCCGAGUCCUCACCGAGGAGGGCGAUAAAACAACAUACUUGGUCAAUUGUCCUCCGGCAGUGACUUCGUGCAUCCCAUUUGACCCGGAUAUGACAUUUAUCGCUGGGCCCAGCACAUACGACCUUAUUCUGGACAUGGGCUUCUCAUAUACCAGUUCUGGCUGCACAUUCUCCGGUGGCGCGACGCCCACAACAGCAACCUGCUCUUACACGCAGUCGUACCAUUUUGGAACUAGCACCGUCACCAGGGACCUCACCUAUCGCGUUCCUGACACGAGUGUAUACCGUAGCAUCUUUGAGGCAACAUUACCGAUUGAAACCGGCACUGUGACGACGGCGAGCACCGAUCAAGCUACUACUGCUGCUGCCACGACUGGUGCUGCUCCGACUGUUACCGGCGCUACAGCUACUGCUGCUGCUGUGACUGGAUCUACAACGGCCACUGCCGCGACUUCAACGAGCUCUGCUACCCCUACAGGCAUGGCUGUAAGCGUGGCAGCACCCAAGGUGCUGCUUGGUGCAGUGUUUGCUGGUGUCGCCCUCCAUCUUCAACUGUGA